AUGGAGGUCGGCAAAUACUCCAACAGCCCGCAGUGGGCCGACAUUACGCCCAUUCCCACCGACGAGGGCGGCCCAAACCCGCUUGCCGCCAUUGCGUAUCCCGAAGAAUACGGCGAGCUCAUGUCAUACCUCCGAGCCAUCAUGGCCAAAUGCGAAUACAGCGAACGAGUCCUUGAGCUGACGGAAGACUUGAUCGACAUGAACCCCGCCCACUACACGGUCUGGCUCUACCGCGCCAAAGUGCUCUUCCACAUCAACUACGACCUCCAGAAAGAACUAGAGUGGUUGAACGAGACGGCAUUGCAACAUCAGAAGAACUACCAAAUCUGGCAUCAUCGCAACCUCAUCGUGGACAAGCUGGACUCUGUACACGGCGAGCAAGAGUUUGUGGAAAAGAUGUUCGAAGCCGAUGGGAAGAAUUAUCACGUGUGGAGUUAUAGACAAUGGCUCGUGAGGCGCUUCAACCUGUGGGAAGGACAAGGCGAACUCGGAUUCACCGAGCGCAUGAUGGCCAGAGAUAUUCGAAACAACAGCGCCUGGAACCAUCGUUGGUAUGUCGUCAAUGGACGCGAGAACGAAGGUAUCCCCGGCAUUACAGAUGCGGCGAUCAGAGCCCGAGAGAUCAAAUUUGCGCAAGAUGCCAUUGCCAAGGCACCGCAGAAUCAAAGUCCGUGGAAUUAUCUGAGGGGUAUCGUGAGGAAGAGUGGUGGUGGUGGUGACGGGAUGAAGUUGUCUAGCCUGAAAAGUUUUGCAGAGGAGUAUGCGAAUUUGAGUAAGCCGGAAGGGAUCAGAUCCAGUCAUGCGUUGGACUUACUCGCAGAUGUGCUAGCCGAGGAAAAGGAUGGUCAGCAGCAGGCGAAGGAGGCUUUGGACUUAUUGGCGACGAGGUACGAUCCUAUCAGGAAGAACUAUUGGGAGUAUCGAAAGAGCCUGCUGGAACUGCCCGGUACUUCUUCUUCUACUACUACUACCACAACAACGGGGAGUGCGAUUGCAGUAUAAGGAGGAGGCAUGUCCGACUAUGAGUGGGAUGGCUGGCUAGAUGAGAGAUUGGUUGUUUUUGGAGUACAUGGGCAAAAAAGGGAAAAGAGAAAGGCGCAUGAGGAAGAUACCCAUCGUUUUCGGUUCUUGUUUUUUCAAGGAGUAGCUCGGAGAUCGAUCGAGAGUGAAGAAGGAGAAGAAGAAGGAGAAGAAGAUGAAGAAUUGGUAUCAGACUCAAGACAGAGAAUGAACGAAAAGCCGCGGUGAUACUCUCACUGCAUAAGAGAAUACGACAGAAACAGCUAGCUACCUACCUACCUUAGAUACCAGGUACCUACCUAUGUAUCCUCAAAAAUCAGAAAUCC
Molecule: messenger RNA, 1346 nt
Organism: Sphaerulina musiva SO2202
Lineage: Eukaryota; Fungi; Ascomycota; Dothideomycetes; Mycosphaerellales; Mycosphaerellaceae
Product: CaaX farnesyltransferase alpha subunit
Exons: 1
Coding region: 1-1002 (333 amino acids)
Biological process (GO): protein geranylgeranylation; protein farnesylation
Cellular component (GO): cytoplasm; CAAX-protein geranylgeranyltransferase complex; protein farnesyltransferase complex
Molecular function (GO): CAAX-protein geranylgeranyltransferase activity; protein farnesyltransferase activity
Source: RefSeq, a predicted model, not a curated record